Trypanosoma theileri is the source of this 1190-nucleotide messenger RNA. RefSeq lists its product as uncharacterized. Lineage: Eukaryota; Euglenozoa; Kinetoplastea; Trypanosomatida; Trypanosomatidae. The record is from RefSeq and is a predicted model, not a curated record. The transcript has a single exon. The annotation marks the transcript as partial.
AGGCAGCGGUGAUGAUGUACGCGUUUAACGGCACCCAUGAUACACUAACACUGACAGAACAGGAAAUGCAGUACGUUUACCAUGUGCACAAGAAAGAGGUCUCAUUUGAGAGUAAGGCGACUAAAGCCAUGGUCUCUUGCCCCAAUCGGUACAUAUUUGUUAAUACCCACACGUAUGGUCGACACCACAACCAACUUCAAGAGUUUAUGAACAUCAUCAUGUGGGCGGCGCUGCUCAAUCGUACGGCUGUUUUGGGGUGGUUUCGUAUUGGAAAGAAGUGGAUGGAUCCUGCAGAGCUGUAUGACUUUUCAACAGUUGCACAGCGUUACUGCGUGGUCACGACUGAUGUGAUGCAUCAGCAGUUAAACCGCACAGGUCUUUUGGGUGGCGGCAGUUACGCAUGCUAUGGUCAGUGUGUACGCGACACUCCACUGCGUCACCUGUCGCGCCAUCUGCGUCUACUAAAACAGUCCCCACGGCUGCCGCCGUAUUUUUCAUGGAUGGAUCAUGAGUCUGUGAUGCGGCGUGUUGUUCCGCUUAUACGUGCGGCGCACGCUGAUCUCGUGGUGCUUGGUGGUGCGUAUGCCUUUUUUCUCCGUCGCGGGCUUGUGCAUCAUGCUGCGAUUUACGCUCUUCUGCGGCCGUCGUUGCGUGUGCAGCAAAGAGUAGAUGCCUUUCUCCGCCACUCCUUCACCACACGCAGCCGCUUCUUCGCUGUGCACGUGCGGCACCGUGAGCUUAUGUGCAACAAGGAGAUGGAUGUGCACCUCCCUGCGCUGCGGCGAUACACUGAGAUGCGGCCAGAGGAAGAGCAGCAGCUACGUGCGCAGUGCAACAUCAGCAUCCCGUAUCUUGCCGCGUUGCACGCCUCACUGGGCCUGCAGCUCUUCGCCUUCCCGCUCUUCGUGGCACACGACAGUCAGGACCUAUACACAGUCCAACUGCUGGCGGCGCAUGGUGCACGUCUGUAUGACAAGGAGCACUAUGCCCAGUUUGAGGACUGCGCAGAGGGCCUGUGUGCGCUCGCCGUGGACUACUUUCUGCUCACUAAGGGCGAGUACUUUAGUGGGAAUGCGUUAUCCUCAGUGUCGCAGAAUGUGUGCUUUGCACGACUUGGCAGAGGGAUGGCGUGCCACGGGAUGGGGCCUGCUCUCAUCCGCAUGCUCUCACGUGACGCCCAGGAUAUCUGA